Volvox carteri f. nagariensis is the source of this 1791-nucleotide messenger RNA. RefSeq lists its product as uncharacterized. The transcript is spliced from 5 exons. Lineage: Eukaryota; Viridiplantae; Chlorophyta; Chlorophyceae; Chlamydomonadales; Volvocaceae. The record is from RefSeq and is a predicted model, not a curated record. Gene Ontology annotation, biological process: inositol trisphosphate metabolic process. Gene Ontology annotation, cellular component: cytoplasm. The coding region runs from base 1 to 1791 and encodes 596 amino acids. Gene Ontology annotation, molecular function: ATP binding; magnesium ion binding; inositol-1,3,4-trisphosphate 5-kinase activity.
AUGACCUUCCAUCAGCAACAUGCGUCCUUACCUGUCGCAGUGGGUCUGGCGUUCCUACAUAGAAAACUUCUGCGUAUACUAACACCUGAGCUACGCGGCCUUGCAUCCUCCGCCGGGUUGCAGCUUGUGGCACUGGAUCCGCACCAGCCUCUUGACCAGCAAGCAAGCCUCCUAGCGGCGGCGCCGCUACCCACCACUACAUCCUCUCAUGCCGCCAAUACCGCCUCCACAAGCACCUGCACCAGCGCCAUGCGCGGUGGAGCUGAGUGUGCACCAUUCGUCAUCGUACUUCAUAAGCUACAUGCCGACCCUGUUUGGGAGGCGCAUCUGGCGCAGUACGUCGCCCGCCACCCCCACGUGCGUGUGCUGGACCCUCCGGCCGCCAUUCACAACACAGAAGAUCGUGCCUUGAUGUUGGCAGCCAUCCCGCCCGGGGGGCUGCUGCUGCGCCUACCCGCCACCGCUACACCAACCUCACAAAGCCCAACAGGACCGUCGCCACAGAAUCCAAUCCCAUGCAUGGAUACGGAUGCAGACCGGCCUGGCCCUAGGUCUGGCUCUUGCUCUGGCUCUGGGUCACAUUUUGAGAUUGGGUUUGGCAGCGCAGCCAGGGACGGGGACGGCGUCCGUAUGGUCGAUUCGGGAUGUGGCGGCGGCGGCAGCGAUAGCAGCAGCAGCAGCAGCGGGGGGUGCGGUAACAGCCGUUGUGAAGUUGUGGUGGUACGGGCGCCCGAGCAAGUGGUGGUUCAUUCCUGUACACAGUUGCGGGCGCUGGCCGCUGGUGGCGAAGGCAGCCGAGCCGGGGACCUACAGCCGCCGCUUAUACUCAAGACCCAGCGAGCGGAUGCUGCCGGGGGCAGCGGCCACGGUCUAGCGGUGGCGCUUACGUGGGAUGAGCUGUUAGAUAAAGCUAUGGCCCUGCAGGCGGCCGCCGCCGCCGCCGCCGCCAAGACCACCACCAGGACCGCUCGGAGCCGCGGCGCCGGCGAGGGCGGCGGCUCUGGGGCCGACGAUCACGAUGAUGACGACGACAAUGCUAAUGCGGGUGAUGACGGACCUGGCGGCUGGGUGCCCCUCUUGGUGUAUGUUUUAGGCGAGCACGUGCAGGUGACACGUCGCUCCUCUCUCACCCUUAGCUGCCUCAGUGCCAUGCGAAAUGCGCCGUCUCCGGCGGGUAAGGCCCGCAGAGAACAAGAUGAUCCGCAGCCGUCGCAGCCGUCCAAACUGCAGUCACCGGCUUCGGCCAGCACAGGUGACCUGGCCGCUGCAGCUGGCACUAGCCCUGCCGAUGGGGCACCAGCGCCGCCGCUGGUGCUGCAGCAUUUGUCGGCGCAGCCGCAACCAGGUCUGCAUGCACCUGACGCCAUCGCCGAGGGCGAUGGUGUGACAGCGCAGACGACUGCGAUGGAGGGGGCGACUGGGAAGAGGGAGGUAGCCGAGAUGGACGGUCCAGGGGGCCCUGCGAUAUCGUCCGGUGGGGGCCUGGGCGACCAAGUCCUGGGCGUGGUCGCACAGGAGCUCUCACACAGGAUGGGUCUCACCAUGUUUAAUUUCGAUGUGGUGAUGCCGACAACGGAGGUGGUGGAGGGGGCGGUAGGGGUGCAUGGAGAGCAGGAGGGGGCCCGUGCGGGUAUGGGGUUGGCGAAGGCGGGUGUCGGUGGUUCCUGUGUGCUGUACGUCAUUGAUGUGAACUAUUUCCCGGGAUAUGAUAAGCUGCAGGGGUGGGAGACACACCUUGUGGCACAUCUCCGAGCUGCGGCGGAGGUUGCAAGGGCCCGACCUGGGGUCUGA